Messenger RNA from Lates calcarifer (barramundi perch), 9409 nucleotides. It is a transcript of the gene zbtb37, whose product is annotated as zinc finger and BTB domain containing 37. Gene Ontology annotation, molecular function: RNA polymerase II cis-regulatory region sequence-specific DNA binding; protein binding; DNA-binding transcription factor activity, RNA polymerase II-specific. NCBI's taxonomy places the organism in Eukaryota, Metazoa, Chordata, Actinopteri, Centropomidae. The record is from RefSeq and is a predicted model, not a curated record. Bases 1403 to 2953 code for a protein of 516 amino acids. Gene Ontology annotation, biological process: regulation of transcription by RNA polymerase II. The transcript has 4 exons.
UACCUGAGUCUGAGUCCUCAGCUGAGACACAGGUAAGACAGAAAACACCUGGACAGGAAGUAAAGACACAAACAACACACCAGGAAUACUUACCAAAAUAAAACAGGAAGUGAAACACAACACUGAGGAAGGAGGGUCAUAUGGUCCAGAACGUCAAACAUCCAAAACGCUCUGAGGAGCUGGAGGAGGAGAGAGCUGAGACUUUAAACUUUAUUUAUAACAGCAGGCAGACAAACUCAGUGGAACCAUGUCUCUGCGCUCAGCUGUGAUCAUCAGUAUAAAUGAACUGGUCUUCAUGGUGAUCCUGACUGGAUCUGGAGCUCAGCCAAUCAGGAAGGAUUUCAUCAGUUUCUGAGUCUCAAACAUCAAACAGGAGCUCUGUUGUUUCUGCUGCUGCUGCAAGGCAUCAUGGGACGUCAUCCUCUCCUUUCCUUCGGUAAAGGAAGCUCCAGUGUCUCCUCUGCUGAAGGAGAUCUGAAGGAGACCUGGACCAGAUCAGGUCUGAUCAGGUCUGAAUCAGCUUCUUCUGUUCAAACACAUGGAAAUGAAGAGUAACAGGAUGUGUUCAGGCGUCAGUGUCAGAGGAGGAAAAACAGGAGGCAGCGGUUCCAUUAGUAAUUACAUAUAUAUAUCAAUAAUCAAUAAUAAUAAUCAACAAUAAUCAUCAUAAUCAUCAUACUUUUAUUUUAAAUACAGACUUUCACAUGUAACUGAGUAUUUUUAGUGUGGUAUUAGUUACUUUUACUAACGUACCUCCUCCUGUGUGUGUGUGUGUGUGUGUGUGUGUGUGUGUGUGUGAACUCCACUUUGCUAAACUCCAAGUGCCAUCAUGACCCCUCUCCUCCCAGGUGCAUGCUGGGAGCUGGAGUGUUUAGAGCGGCCGUUGAUCUGGCUCUCCUGCGGGAGCUGGACUACAUUUCCCAGCAUGCCCCGCGCGUUUUCUUCCUUCCCUCUCUCCUUCCUGCAGCCUCGGCCCUUCUGCCGUGAAAAAGGAAGAUGAGAGUCAGCAGCAGUCCGCCGCCUCUGAACCAGUCCUGAACCCAGUCUGACUUCCAGCGGAAUGGCGGCACAGUGGCUGCAGACGGACCGGAGCCCGAGCUCAGCUGCUGUUCUCCGGCCUUGAACUUGACGCGACCGCCGCUGGAGCCGCGGAGCUCCGGAGCCUGGAGGAGCAGCGGGUGGAGCUGCAGCCUGCCGGGCCGGGCCGAGCCGAGCCGAGCCGCCCUCUUCUCCCUCUCCUGCUAACGAUGCUCAGCGAGCUGCAGGACUGAAGCCUCGACAGCACCGCACCCUGAAACCAGACCCGAUCUCUCCCUGCCCCCCGCCCCUCUUCAGGUCUUGGUUUGACCCUGGUCUGGUCCUGAUCCUGUCCUGUGGUUACAGUGUCCCUGCAGGCUGCAGCAUGGAGCGCUCCGGCAGCAUCCAGCUGGACAUCCCGGACUUCAGUAACUCGGUUCUGACUCACCUGAACCAGCUGCGUGUUCAGGGCCGUCUCUGCGACAUCGUGGUCAACGUUCAGGGCCAGAGCUUCCGUGCGCACAAGGUGGUCCUGGCCGCCAGCUCGCCGUACUUCCGGGACCACAUGUCUCUGAGCCAGAUGAGCACCGUGUCGCUGACGGUGAUCCGAAACCCGUCGGUGUUCGAGCAGCUGCUGUCCUUCUGCUACACGGGUCGCCUCUGCCUGCAGCUUGCUGACAUCAUCAGCUACCUGACGGCCGCCAGCUUCCUGCAGAUGCAGCACAUCAUUGACCGCUGCACCCAGAUCCUGGAGGGCAUCCACCUCAAGAUCAGCCUGGCCGACCUGGACGAGGAGUCCAGGGAGGAGGAGGUGCGGGGCCCCAGGGGCAUCAGGACCCUGGAGGCGGUGGUCCGAGGAGGGGGUCAUCACGGUCUGCGGCUCCUCGGCCCACGAGGAGGUGCGGAGGCGUGUGAGGCGGUCAGCCCCACCGAGGAGCCGAUCAGCCCACCGCCAACGGUGGAGCACAGUGGGCUGGAGGGGGCCACUGCUGCCAGCAGAGCCGGCAAAGAACCGAUCCUUCGCAUCAACCGGGCCGGUCAGUGGUACGUGGAGACGAGCAGUGACCCGGAGCGGACCGGCAGCGCAGAGGAGGGCGGCGGCGUAGAUGGAGUCAGGAUCAAGACGGAGAGGAUGGAGGAGUGGAUCGGAGCAGGUGAGCAUCAGGAGGAGGGGGGCCCGGUGGAGGAGGGGACCACGGUGAUGAUUGACACGUCAGGACGCAGCACACUGGUGACGGGGCCAGUCGGGGCGUUGGGGACCCGGAGCGUCCAACCGUCCUCCAGCUUCAGCGAGACAGACAGGUUCAGUCCCACCGGCAGCGUGGUCGUCCUGGCAGAGCGUCAGAGAGCAAAGAGUGAAUCUCCCAACAGGGCGGACGAACUGCGUCAGGCGAGCUCCCAGGGGGAGGAGCAUGCAGCAUUUGAUAUGGGCGGCUACGAGGAUUACCUGAGGGAGCAGGUAGGAGACCGCUGGUUCCGCUACAACCCCCGGCUCACCUGCAUCUACUGCUGCAAGUCCUUCAACCAGAAAGGCAGCCUGGACCGCCACAUGCGCCUGCACAUGGGUAUCACGCCGUUCGUCUGCCGAAUCUGUGGGAAGAAGUACACCCGCAAAGACCAGCUUGAGUACCACAUCCGCAAGCACACCGGCAACAAGCCCUUCCACUGCCACGUCUGUGGCAAGAGUUUCCCCUUCCAGGCCAUCCUCAAUCAGCACUUCCGCAAGAACCACCCGGGCUGCGCCCCCCAAGAGGCUCACAGCGCUUCCCCCGAGACCACCACCACCUCUGUCACGUCCAGGGGGGGUCCGAGUGAUGAGGCCUCCCCCAGCCAGGAGGAGCCCGAGGGCGGAGGCAGCGGCGGGGGGAGCAGCAGCGGCGGGGGCCAGUACGGCGAAGGUCCCCAGGCCUCGGUCUCCACCACGGGGCCCGACUGACCCAGAGAGCCAGAGGUGGGUGGGGUCAAGGUCGGGGUGGGGGGAGACAGACGUGGAUGGCCGGUCUGAUCCCGGUGUACCUGAAGCCAACAGGAUGCUGAACCCGCUGACAUCAAAGCAGCGACAGAAAGGACACCUCAGAGUCCGAACUGAGAUUUUUCCGCUUUAAACCGCAUCUACCUUCACUAACCAAACCGAACAGAUUAAGCUAAAAUGAAGAAAUGCCACACACUCCAACAACCUCAUACACCACACAAUGCAGUGGUUCUCGUUUGCCUCCGUCUAGUUUGUUAUGUUACAGAUUUCUAAUUUUAUAUUUACAAGUAUUACAGGUUCACAACGCAGCAUCACAACAGUCUGUCUGGUGGAGACUUUGCCAAACUACUCAGUGCCAGUUUAACAGUUCAAAUCCUACAUAUUUGCCUUGAGACAAUCCAGAGCAGUCGGGUUAAUAAUAAUAAUCCUGCGCUCUUUAAGUGCCACAACGGCGUAAAAAGAUUUAGUUGCACAAAAAGGUUCAAUGAGGAAACUUGUUGAGUUCCAGUGUGAUCAGAGUUUAUAAUCGUUCCCUGUGUUUUUUUUUUGUUUGGUCGAAACCCAAGGUAACAUCUUCUAAAGAUAAAGAAUCAGCAAAUCUUCAGUUGAGAAGUUAGAACCAGAUGUUUGGUCUUUUUGCUUGAAAAGGACUUAAAACUACUGAUGAGCAAAAUAGUUCCCAAGUUCUGUCACUCCAUAAACCGAUUAAUGUACCUGGUUACAUUCAGUUACAUAAAUCUAAUUGUUCUGAGCGUCUAAAUCAUUAAGUAGAUCCCUGUUUUGUCACGUUAUGAACUGGUGACGAUGGGACAUGUUCAGGAAGUGAAAAAAAUUCAUUCAAAUAUUUUCGUAUAAAUUGUCAGAAUGUUACAUUCUUAUCAGUCAGUAAGAGAGUUUUAAAUCAGGCUUUAAUAACUUUUAGUUUACAGUCUGAGGGAAAGUCAUCUUCAAUCUGAAAAAGACAUUUUAUUGAAAAACAUUUUAAAUAAUCUGUAUGAAAUGAUCUAAACACAGAGCUUUCGUCUGUAUCUCACUGUCUUCUUUAGUGAAAGGGACUUUCUCAGGUGUCAGUGUGUGACCUCAGUACAGGUCACAUGAUAAUUAGUGGUUGCACCUGGAGGGACAUCACAGCCAUGUCCUUGUUCUUGGACGGUUUGCAGUGUCGAAUCACGGCUGUUCAACAAACCCCAGAGGAAGGACAUGAGAUGCAUUUGAAAGCUCCGAGUGCAGAGGAGAAUAAAUCUGUUCUCAUGCAGUAAAAACUCUGAUCACACUGGAUUAAUUGGUUAAUUUGGCUGUAAAAUGAGUUUAAAUUCUAGAUUAGUGUUUGAGUAUCGUGGCAGUUGAACUCAGUUUUUAAGGAUCUGGUAGAUUAGAACGGACCAUCUGGCAGCCUGUUACCUGAACAGACUCACAGCAGGAAAAACCUGGACGGCGUCCAGCCUCAGAUAAGCUACACAGCUCAGUUACCUCUCAUCACUACGCAAUACAGCUGCUGCACUGCACAGCACAGCACCACCGGGGGGCGCUCUGAUCCACUCACACAGAGAUCUCCGUCAGUCUUCUCAGAUAUUUUUAUAAACAAGCAUGUCUUUAUUGUUUUUUGUUUUUUUUUCUUGGACACUUUUUGCUCUGACAAUGUGUGUGACGGAAGACAGAAGCUUCAUGUCGGAGGAGGAAACAGAGUCGAGAUCUGAUCACUCCUGUCGCAGUUAAUGUCGCAUUAAACCUGCUGCACUCCACACCUGUCUCAGUUACAGAGAAAAACAGCUACAGAUUAGAGCUGCACCAACGAUUAUUUUCAUUUUCAAUUAAUCUGCAGAUGAUUUUUCAAUUCAUUGAUCAGGGUAUGAAAUGAUAGUAAACCAUUAAAUGACCGUCACAAUGUCCUGUUUUGCCUGAAACUCAAAUAGAUUCAAUUUGACACAGAAAAGCAUCAAAUCCUCGUGUUAGAGACGCUGCAAACAGCAAAAUGAACAUGACUAAACGAAUAUUAGAUUAUCAGAAUAGUUGUGAUUACAUAUUUGAUUAAUCGACUAACAAUUGUUACAUCUCUACUUUCAGACCAGUGGUAAAAACAGGAAAAGAUAGUUAUGCUAACGUUAGCUUGCAAGCUAACAGAUGUUUCGCUGACUCAUCACAUACUAAACUGUUUUCAGUGGUUCAAAGAUAACUACUGUUAGCAUUGGGACCUUUUUUAAGCUGAUGUGGACUCUUUAAUAUUAGCAUUAUUUUUCCUUUGAUCACCCUAUCGAUUAAUUGAACCAUUGUCACUUCUAGUCCAGUCAGUCCAGUCAAACACACAGGAAAAGAUAGCUAUGCUAACAUUAGUUUGCAAGCAAACAGAUAUUUUGCUAACUCAUCAUCUACUAAAUUGUAUUCAGUGGUUCACAGCUGAAUAUGUGGACUGAACAUUAACAUUCAAUCAUUACUAAUGGAUUAAUGGACUAAUCGUUUCAGCUCUAAUAGUUUUAUUAAUAUUGUCACUGUGACCUGCUACAGUUAAACACGCAGGACAGUUAAUGCAUCAUUGACGACAGACUUGUGAUCGGGUAGUGACAGAACGAGGAGCCAGACCCAGUCAGACCAGAUGGAUGUAGUAGCCAGGCCACGGAACUGGACUUUUAAAAAACCCUCCAGAGGUCAAAGUUCACCUGCUGGAGGGCGGGAGCAUGUCAGACCACCUGGCAACCAAAGGAAAGAUGGCGUGUCCACGUGGGCCCUCCGAAACGCCAAAACAACUAAAGCACUUAUCAGACAGAGAGACGGGGUCCGAGACAGAAACUUUUUAUAAAAACAGAACAAUCUACACAUAUUAUCAGACAAACAUAUUUAAACUACUAAGAUGUUUUUUUUUGCAUAUGAAUAAUGUAAACAAAGCUAGAAGUUGAAUUCAGAUAUGGUAGGUAGGCAGGUAGCACGCGGAUCGGCUGUUACUGUUUUUCUACAGAGCUGUGAAUCAGAUUCUCAGUGGACGGUAAAUUUUUUAUGCAAGUGAAGCCAGCGGCUCUGUCCUCACGGCUGGCUGGACUAGAGUUUUCCUCCAGAUCACACCGCCGCCGCCGCGCUCACUCUUCAGGCUAAACCAGGAACUAUCAGGUAUACAGACUCUUUUUUUCAGUGAAUUGGACAUUUACCUUUCCCUACGUAGCAGAACGCUAACGGCUAAACCUCAGUGCGAGAAGUAGAACUCACCUGUAAAUAAACAACGGCAGCAGGUAAGAGACACCUGCGAGUCAGAGGACGACAAAACACACCAACCAGGGCUGGGCAAUAUGGAACAAAUCAGUUUCAUUAUAAACACUCGACCUCUUUUUAACGUACCACGGUCUCAGAAAAUACUUUCUUUGUGAUUGGCUGGUCACUUUAUCUCACCUGUCUGUUUCUGCUCACAAAUCAGUGACAAACUAAAUCAUGAAUCAUUUUCUUCAGGCAUUUAACAAGUAACACACAACAUAUUCAGUGACAUCGCUGAGUUAAGUUGAACACAAAUCUUCAGUUGAGCUGCAGCUAUUGAUUAUUUCCAUUAUUGAUCCAUCAGUCAAACAUGAGGAAACAGUCACUGUGAUGUCAUGUUGUUGCUUGUUUUGUCCAACAGUUCAAACCUCAGAUAUUUACUGUGACAUAAAGCAAAUCUGAAGCCAGACAACAGAUUAUGAUAAAAUAACAUUAACUACAAUUAUUAAAACAGAUUUUCUUGAUCCACACAAAAUCUGAUAUAAUAUUGGCAUUAUUUAUGCUCCAUAUGAGGCAGCUGAAGAGUUUUCACACUAGGACUAAAAUGUUAUUUAAUAUUUAAAGUUGAGGUGUUCAUUCAUUAAAAACGUUAAUACUUUCAGUUUUAUAAAAACAGGUUUUAUUGUCAGACUUAAAUAAACUGAUCUAAUAAAUUAGGAAACUGGACUUUAACUUUGGCAGCCAUUGAUCUCUGAAGGGUUUCAUUAUUUUGUCAUGUAUGGAUUAAACUCCUCUUUUUAAACCGGUCUGAACCGGUCCAGACUCCACACCUGUUUUACAGACAGUAAAUCGUAUAACUGCAGAUGAGAAUGAAUUUAACUGAUGUUAUUGGCUUAAUGUUCUGUAUAGAAGAAAAGUUUAAAUCAUUAUUACAUCUGACAGAUGGUUGACUAUUUCACAUCUCGUUAUUAGUGAGCUAACGUGAGCUAACUUAAGCUAACGUGAGCUAACUUAAGCUAACGUGCCCUAACUUAACUAACGUGACCUAACUUAAGCUAACGUGAGCUAACUUAAGCUAACGUAACCUAACUUAAGCUAACGUCAGUAAUAACAUUAGCACAGUCGUUAGUAAGCUAAUAUUAGUAGCUCAUCUCUACCAGUUGUUUGUUGGGCAGCUUGUGAACUUCCAGAUUGUUGAGAUUUUUAAUAUAUCAAGGCUGAGUUUAAACUGAAGAUCCUGUUUGAACCAGGUCCUGGUUUCAGACCAGGUCAGACUGGUUCAGACGGUGGCGGGUCAGUUUACAGUUUUCUUUAAUUUAUCAGAGAAAGAAUUCAGAGUCAGUAACACCAGGAAUCAGGAGUCCGACAUUGAAAGCUCGAAAUGUUGAUGCACAUUAAAUAAUGUUCUCUGUAAAUCAGAGCGUUGAGAUAUUUCAGCUGCCUUAUGUGUCAGUUCAAACACCUGUAAACUACACUGACAAACAAGAAGAGUGAACAUGUUUAUGUCUUUACAUAUAUUAUAAGAGAUGCUGGUAAAAUCUGGCUCAGUCUUUGUUUUGUCAUUUUGCAAAGAGGAACAUGAUGAAGGUUUGGACAUGUUGCCCAGCUCCAACACAAACAGCUCGUCCAGCAGAAACUCCAGGAAUUAACAGACUAAACUGUCAGCAGAUAAUUACUCAGUUAUAACUCUAAUUAUCUGUAAUUAGUCAGUUAUGAAGAUAGAAACAGUUGCCUGUUACACGUUUGAAUCUCCUUUCAUAUUGCUAUAAAGGUUUUUUUUGAGUGCUGAUCAAAUGAAGUAAGAAACUAAAUUGACCUCAGCUGUUGUCGACGUCUGUCUUCAUUUUCAUAAACAUUUUCUAGACAAAACAAGUUCACAUCAGGAGAAUGAUAAACUAUACCGGUCUGAACUGGUCCUCAUCCUCUCUGCACUGAGGUGUAGUGAUCAUCAAGGACUCGUUACUUUCAGUGAACACAUCAUUUCAAGCCAGUUAAAGUCAGGAAAAAGCUGCUUCCAGAACAGCUGGUCCGGUCUGGUCCGGUCCGAGGAAUCUGUAAAAAAGGAAAAGUUGGAUCAGAGUUGAUCUGACUCUGGUUGAUCCAUCAUGUUGAACCAGAGUUAUUUUUUACUGUGAACCCAAGUGUCAUUUUUUAUAUCGUCAGAUUUUCAGUUGUCACUUUUUAUUUGUAAUAAUUCAGAAUAAUGUUUGAACAGGAGCAGAAAUUCUUCAGUCUGUGGUGCUCGUUCUAUAUUUACAGUGUAAAUCUGCUCCACUUUGAAAAGUGAUAAGUCUGUUUUUUGGUAGAAAAACACAAUAACAAAUCAUGUAUGGAAGUGUCCAGAGCAUCAACAGGUGAACCAGAUAAAUGAUAGAAGCACCUUGGAUGAUACAUUCAAUGCUUUUAAUUAAGAAAGUGAUGAUGAAAAUCCAGUCAGAGUCAAGAGGCUUUUAGCCAGUUAAUAUAUAACCAGAUAAAUGUUUGGUAUUUGGGAAUAUUCAGAUCACCAUGAAAAUAUAAAAUGAUGGUUUGAACAACCAGAGUUAGUAAAGACAGAAACUCACUGCUCAGGAUCCGACUUCUCCUCUUCAAUGUUUCCUCAGUUCAGUUUAGAUCCAGUUUAACCUUCAGUCAAACUGUGAAAACAGCCCAACCUCAUCAUCUUCAUCCUCCGGUCUUCAUCGUGUCUUUGAGUCAGUCGAGGCUCCACUUCCUCUGAUCGACUCAGUUUGCUUUACAACAAACGCCAAACGUGGGUUUCAUGUUUCUUGAGUCUUUUUAUUUUUUACUUUUUACUGUGUGAAUCAAAUGUUUAGUAUAUGAAUAUCCAGUAACCUUGACCACAACAUGCCUAAUUAUAAAUCAAAUCAUUUAGAUAUAUUCACUUAAUGAGAUUACUCUUUACUGUUGAUUCCUCAAAGUAUAUCCUAAUAUAUCGAAGCAGAAAAUGAGUCAAAGAAAAAAAUGGAAUUUAGUAAAUUAACUUUUAAUACUGUACAUUUUUUUUAAAGAGGAGGUACUUAACAUGUUCUGUAGUAGACGAAUCUGAAAGGUUUUAUGUGAAGAUCUUUUAUGUUGCAUGUCUUUGUUGCUAAAAGAUGUUGGUGGAGGGGGGUGGAGGGGUGUGAGGCCAAAGGUUGAUUAUAGUUUAGAAAAAUGUGAAGAAGCUUCUUUCACUAUGACCACUAGAUCACUCACAGGUCGCAUCUCCUUCAAAGGAAAUAAAGCACUUUAAGUGUCAAA